This is a messenger RNA of Carassius carassius (crucian carp), 1057 nucleotides long. Its product is annotated as serine/threonine-protein kinase pim-2-like. Gene Ontology annotation, biological process: regulation of mitotic cell cycle; negative regulation of apoptotic process; protein autophosphorylation. Lineage: Eukaryota; Metazoa; Chordata; Actinopteri; Cypriniformes; Cyprinidae. The record is from RefSeq and is a predicted model, not a curated record. The transcript has 6 exons. Gene Ontology annotation, molecular function: ATP binding; protein serine/threonine kinase activity. Gene Ontology annotation, cellular component: cytoplasm. Bases 28 to 795 code for a protein of 255 amino acids.
AUUCGCAAUCAAUAUAAAAUUGGACGCAUGCUUGGUGAAGGAGGAUGUGGCAGUGUUUAUGAAGGGACUCGCUGCGAGGAUGGACUUAAGGUGGCUGUGAAAUGUUCAGAGAAGACGCCAGACAUGUCAUAUAUCAGAGUGCCUGGUCAUCCCAAACGUCUGCCAAUGGAGAUUGGCCUGAUGCUCAUGGCCAACAAUGGCCCCAGCGUUUCCCAGAUCAUUAAGCUGCUCGACUGGGAGGAUGACACAGAUCACUACGUGAUAGUCAUGGAGCGACCAGUGCCUUGCGUGGAUUUGUUUACUUAUGUGGAUGAUGAAGAAAGGCUUGACGAGGGGAUUGCAAGAAAUAUUAUGCGGCAGAUCAUUGAUGCCGCUAAAACUUGCUGCGAUCGUGGUGUCUUCCAUCGUGAUAUAAAACUGGAGAACAUCUUGGUGAACCAGGACACCAUGGAGGUCAAAUUAAUUGACUUCGGGUGCGGCGCAGUCAUGAAGAAAUCUGCCUUCAAAUCCUUUAGUGGCACGAAAGAGUACUGUCCACCUGAGUUCAACUUGAAGGGCAGGUACAAAGCAAAGCCAACCACAGUGUGGACACUAGGGUUCAUCUUGUUUGAAAUGCUGUGCGGGGAAUGUCCUACAUCCUACGACCAACACAAGAUCACUGUGAACCUCUGGACCAGACCUGGCUUGUCAAAAGAAUGCUGCCAGAUGAUUUGUGAUUGUCUGCAGCCUGAUCCACAGAGGAGACUCAGUCUGGACAAGAUGCAUCUCCACGACUGGUUUAAGGUCACAGAGUAAAACACAACCUCAGAAAACAACUCCUGUCAUGGCCAGCCUGUUGUUUUCUGUCUUCAGUCAGCUUUGCGUCUGGUGGACUGACAAGAGGGGCCUUUCCAUCAGUCCACUCUGGCCUUAGUGUAUUGCAGGCCCUUGCCUUGACUUAAAGCAGUCUGGCUGUAUUGCUUGCUUGGGGAUCUGUAAAUAAUAAUUAAUUGUUUAUUUGGAUUUGUUUAUUUAUUAUAAGGAAGUUCGUAAGAACAUUUCUAAGGAAUUUUGUAAG